Molecule: messenger RNA, 1636 nt
Organism: Saprolegnia parasitica CBS 223.65
Lineage: Eukaryota; Oomycota; Saprolegniomycetes; Saprolegniales; Saprolegniaceae
Exons: 13
Coding region: 23-1636 (537 amino acids)
Source: RefSeq, a predicted model, not a curated record
AGCCAAUCCGCGAGUGCGGAUCAUGGCCGACGAAGCGCCGCUGGAGCAGCGGUUCGCGGCCGCGAGCACCGAGUUCGCGCGGACGACCAUACGAACGAAGGAGGACGCGCAGAAGUUGCAUGGACGCGUCAAUGACUGGCGAGAGGACGUCAACACGCUUGCAGGCCAGAUUGCCGCCCAGCUCAAUGUGUGCAAGUCGCUGCGGACGAGCAAGGCCAUGCACUCAAUCGCGGCAACGCCGACGCCGCUCGACGUAGUUCGCUUCGGCGACGUCGACCCGUUCCACUUGAUGCGGUCCGACAUCCGCAGCCUGUAUGAUUUUCGGCUCUCGACCUUGCGCUCGCAGAUUGUCGACGCCAGCAACACCACGAGCAUCGACUUGGAGCUCGACAAGGACGCGUCCGUCCAGGCGCAGCUCAAGCUCAUCUUGGACGAGCCAUCAACGGUCGAGAAGGCCGGAGAUGCAGACACGGCGUUUCAGUCGAUGCUCAAGCGAAAAGCGACUUGUGUUGCAAAAUUGCCGACGAUUUACUCCGGACGAAGCGCGCGACGGACCUCGAACGCGGCGUACAUGAAGGUCGUCGAGCUCUGCAGUAGCCUCUUGCGCAGUCGCCCGAAACAUGGCUCGCGGAAGACCGAGGCUCCGCGGUCGCCGACAGCCCCUAGUGCCGUGCACCAGCUCUUUGCUGCGACAUCGGCCUCACCGCCCGACAAUGAGGCGAGCAAAGUCACAAGCACCCGUCUCGACGAAGCCAACUUUACAAUCCAAAAGCUGCAUCGGGAGAUCAGUGAGCUCAAGAUAGCCAACGCCAAGCUCGCGGCGGCCAACUCGCAGCUCGACGACAGCUACGCGCACGUUUUGAGUCGAUUUGAGGCCGAGAAGGAUGCACACCAAGCCAGCAUCGGCUUGCACGAGCCGCGCAUCCGCAAGCUCGAAGAGGAGAUCCAGGCGUCGGCCAAAGCACUCUCCGAGCUCCGGCUCAACGUCGACCUCAUCACAAGCAUGUACAAGGUACACAUUUCGAAAAAGCAGACCAACCCUCAGCGAAUUGCACAGAAAACGUGUGACGAAGUCGUCGAGUUUGACCGGAAUCGCAUCCUCAUCCAGGCGGAGCGCGACGCGAUGGCCAAGAAGCUCCACGACGAAAUUAAGAAGCUGGCCGUCGUCAACCUCGAGAUCGUGCGCAAGGACAAGCUAACCAUGUAUGCCAUGGGUGCGCGGCACGAAGCCCUCCAAGCCCUGAAAGAAACCCAGCGCCAGCUCCACGAGAUGACCAUGGUUCGCGACGGCUGCAACCAAACAAUCGCGCACCUCGGCGAGACCGUAGACAAGCUCAACGCCUCGCUCCGCGAGACCACCUCGGGACAGACCGACGCCCUGGCCGCGCAAGAGCAGAUGCUGCUCGAGCUGCGUGCCACAAUCGACGAGCAGGCGACCGCACAUGCGGCAACUCUGCAACAAGCCGCUGCACGCCACGACGAAGAGUACACCAAGCUGCAAGCCAAGUUGGACAAGACCAACAAAGAGCUCGUCGAGUCCGUCCAAGACAACAUCAUAUCCUUUUCCCGCAACCACGCGCUCGAUGGCAAACUGCGCCAAGCUCAAGAGCGCAUCAGCCGCUUCCUCUCUGCGUAG